ACAUACCUUAUUAUUUUGACAAUCGCUGAGGACGCACGUGUGGUUAUUAAAAAAAUUUUAAAGAAAUUUGUCGGCGUAAAUAAUUAAAAUUAUUGCAAUAAAUUAAUAUAAAAAAUCAUGUCUUUAAUGAGAAUAAGGAAACCAAAAACCCGCAAGGGUAAAAAAAUUCUUUUGGCAAGAGAGCCCCAGGUAAUUGAGGGUGGCCGCAACAUGCUAUUUGUUGAUGGACGUAAGUGUACAGGUGAUGUUAAAUUAGCCAUGAAGGAUUUACAUCAACUUAAAAAGCCAUUGGUUAAAGUUCUGAACCGCAACAAUGACAUUACUCCUUUUGAAGAUCCAUCUUCUCUGGAAUUUUUAACAAUGAAAAACGAUUGUGCACUUUUCGUAUUCGGUUCUACUUCAAAAAAACGUCCCAACAACUUGGUACUAGGGCGAAUCUUUGAAAACGAAGUCCUUGACAUGAUCGAAUUGGGUAUAAAACAAUACAUGUCCAUGUCAGAGUUUAAAAAUGAUAAAAUCGGUACUUGUGUGAAACCAUGUUUGGUAUUCAAUGGACCCAAAUGGAAUCAAACCGAAGAAUUGAGAAGAUUAAGAAGUUUGUUAACUGAUACUUACCACAAAGAAAAAGUAGAAGCUAUUCGCUUGCAGGGCAUUGAACAUGUAAUGAGUUUCACAUGCACCGAAGAUCUGACAAUACUUUUGAGAUCGUAUAAGAUUUUACUUAAAAAAUCUGGACAAAAAACUCCACGUAUUGAACUGACGGAAAUUGGGCCAUCGGCAGAUUUUUCAAUUCGUCGCACUCGAAUUGCAUCUGAAGAUUUAUAUAAACAGGCAAGGAAACAACCGAGAACACUUAAGGUUACAAAGAAGAAGAAUAUUGCCAGAGAUGGUUUGGGUAAUACUCGUGGGCGUGUGCAUCUUGGUCGUCAAAAUGUUACAAAGAUUCAGACAAGAAGAGUAAAGGGUCUUAAGAAAACUGCCGAAGAAAAGAAGGCUGAUCGACUAAAGAAGAAAGUUGCAGCAAAGGCGAAGGCAGCAAAAUCCGCUGAAGAAUAAUAGAAAUAGGAUUUUUAUGUGUUAAGGUGACUAAUGAAAUGAUAAAUAUAUGUAGAAUAAAAAUUUUAUACAAUUUAUGAGUAUAAAAAUAA
Messenger RNA from Episyrphus balteatus (marmalade hoverfly), 1148 nucleotides. It is a transcript of the gene Non3, whose product is annotated as ribosome production factor 2 homolog. Gene Ontology annotation, cellular component: nucleolus. NCBI's taxonomy places the organism in Eukaryota, Metazoa, Arthropoda, Insecta, Diptera, Syrphidae. The transcript has 3 exons. The record is from RefSeq and is a predicted model, not a curated record. Gene Ontology annotation, molecular function: rRNA binding. Bases 118 to 1056 code for a protein of 312 amino acids. Gene Ontology annotation, biological process: maturation of LSU-rRNA from tricistronic rRNA transcript (SSU-rRNA, 5.8S rRNA, LSU-rRNA); ribosomal large subunit assembly.